UGUCGGGGAGGGAGGGAAAAUGGCGGCCAUGGCGGCGGAAGGCCUGGUGGGGAAGGGGCGCGACAUCAGCCUGGCUGCCCUGCAGCGUCACGACCCCUAUAUCAACCGCAUCGUGGACGUGGCCAGCCAGGUGGCUCUGUACACUUUUGGCCAUCGGGCCAACGAGUGGGAAAAGACUGAUGUGGAAGGAACUUUAUUUGUUUACACAAGGUCUGCUUCUCCAAAGCAUGGGUUCACCAUUAUGAAUAGGUUGAGCAUGGAAAACAGGACAGAACCCAUUACUAAAGACCUGGAUUUCCAGCUCCAGGACCCUUUCCUUCUCUACAGAAAUGCCAGAUUGUCCAUUUAUGGAAUUUGGUUUUAUGAUAAGGAAGAAUGCCAAAGAAUUGCAGAGCUUAUGAAAAACCUAACUCAGUAUGAGCAGUUGAAAGCCCAUCAGGGAGCUGGAGGAGGAAACUCCCCUAUGAUCCUCAAUUCAGGAGAGGGCAAGGAAGUAGAUAUCUUACGAAUGCUCACCAAGGCCAAAGAUGAAUACACCAAGUGUAAAACCUGUUCUGAGCCAAAACAGAUAACCAGCUCAUCUGCUAUCUAUGACAACCCCAAUCUCAUCAAACCAAUUCCAGUGAAGCCCAGUGAAAACCAGCAGCAGCGCAUACCUCGGCCCAGCCAGAUCUUAGACCCCGAACCACAACACUUGUCCUUGACAGCUCUCUUUGGGAAGCAGGACAAAUCUACAUGUCAGCAAACUGUGGGCUCCCCACGGACUAUCCGCCAGCAGCAGCAGCAGCAGGAGAAACUUGCGGGCAAGCAGGGGGUUGUACGCUCACUCUCCUAUGAGGAACCCGGAAGACACUCACCCCCCCUCGAGAAGCAGCUCUGCCCGGCCAUUCAGAAACUCAUGGUCCGGAGCGCAGACCUCCACCCAUUGUCAGAGCUGCCUGAGAGCCGGCCCUGCAAAGAUGGCAAUACCUGUUCUGCCGGGGCAGUUGUUCUGGGGCCCGUCCAGCUGGCGUCUCCCCAGAGCACUGGGACUUCCUGUCACGCACAAAGUGCUUCCAGAACUCAGAACCUGUUGGAGAAGCUUCAGGGCGCCCCAAGGCCAGUGAACAAGUACGAGCCUGGUACACCAGCACCUGCAGGCUCAGCUGCCCCAAAUCUCAGCACCACUCUCCCUGCUGCCACUGCCGGCGCUCCCGUAAGGGGGCUGGUGCAGGCACAGGUGGGGUAUUUCAAUGGCUCCCUUCCACCUCAGACACCAGGACCUCAGGCUCACAGAAAAGAGCAGUCCACACACCCGAGACCAACACUCCACCUCUCUGGCAGUCAGACGGGCGGCUCUGGAGUGAUCUCCCCUCAAGAGUUACUGAGAAAGCUUCAGAUCGUACAGCAGGAGCAGCAGCUGCACGCGUCUAGCCGGCCGGCCUUGGCAGCAAAGUUCCCUGUGGUAACCCAGAGCUCUAGGACAGGGAAGGCCUUGGAGUCCUGGAUGGACAAGACCCCCAGCAUGGAAAAGCAGACCCCUCUUUCUCAGGCCAUCUCACCUCUGCGCGUCCCUGCUGCAGUGGCUCCUUCUCUGCUUAUGUCCCCCAUGGUGUUCACACAACCCACCUGUGCCCCGCCAAAGGAGAGGGACAGCGGGCUCCUGCCCCUGGGAAGCCAAGAGCCAGCUGCCACGUCUACCAGCCUCCUCCUGCCUCUGCAGACCCCGGAGCCCCCCGCAGUCACCCACAGCCCACUUACCAAGCUCCAGCUUCAGGAAGCACUGCUGUACCUCAUUCAGAACGAUGACAAUUUCUUGAACAUAAUCUACGAAGCUUAUCUCUUCAGCAUGACACAAGCAGCCAUGAAAAAGACGAUGUGAAAGCAAAACAUUUUCAGACUGAUUUUGAAGGUCCUGUGGCUUAAGAUUCUUUCAUGUCAAUGGUGUUACCCUAAAUGUUUCCGCAUUUUUUAAAAACUAUGUAUGAUAUGAAGUAAAACGUUUCAGAAUUUUUUUUCA
Molecule: messenger RNA, 1999 nt
Organism: Suricata suricatta (meerkat)
Lineage: Eukaryota; Metazoa; Chordata; Mammalia; Carnivora; Herpestidae
Gene: DCP1B
Product: decapping mRNA 1B
Exons: 9
Coding region: 20-1861 (613 amino acids)
Biological process (GO): positive regulation of catalytic activity; deadenylation-dependent decapping of nuclear-transcribed mRNA; deadenylation-independent decapping of nuclear-transcribed mRNA
Cellular component (GO): P-body
Molecular function (GO): enzyme activator activity; mRNA binding
Source: RefSeq, a predicted model, not a curated record